CGCUCGCUAACUUGUUGCUGCGAGUUUCUGCUCGUGUUGACCGCGGCUGUGUCCGGCGCCUCAGACUGACAGUUUUAAAGGACUUACUAACGUCAGGGGUGACCAUGAGCACAUCCACCAUAAGCGGUGCUGACGGAAAGAGGCGCUGCUGUCUGUGUUAAUCAUGGCCACGUCGGAGCCUGAGGAACGACUCUGCAGGAAAAGUCCCGAUGCCAAACUGACAGUAGAGAGCUGGAAACGCCAUAUCGUACGGCAGCUGAAGUGUCGGGAUAAAGCGCAGAAGACCCUCUUCCAAGAUGUGAUACGCUCAUAUGUGAACCUGCUGGAGAGAUGCACACAGAAAGCCUUCAUCACCAAAGGGAUUCUGUCAGCGACAAGGCCUCUGCUGCUUCCCUCGUCUGAGGACUCACUGUCAUCCCUGAAGACAGCCACUGGUGAGCUUGCUUACCAAGUAGUGGAGCUACAGCAGGAGAUAAAAAUCAAGGAAGCUUUACUUGACAAGCAACAUGCCAGGUUGAGUGAGACGCAGGAUGAUUUGAGGGAAGUACAGUUAGAGCAUGACAGACUGCGGUCCUGUGUGGCGGAGGUGCAGGAGAGGAACCAGCUGCUAAAGAGUAAAUAUGACUCCCUGCUCGAGAGCUGCCAGCACACAGAGGCUGCCUACCGCAAGGAGAAGCUUUAUGGCUCUGAACUGUUGGAGGACAUGAUCCGCUGGAAACAGCAGGCCGCUGCUCGCAUGAACUCACGCAACGAGAGGAGAGUGAGAGCCAGAGAGGCUGGUCUUCAUAAAGAGCUCGAAGUGGCUGCUAAUAAGAAGGUGGACAUUGAAGUGCCUCAAAGUGCAUCAUUACCAUCAUCGCCUUUAUCACUGAGGAGUGAGAGUGGAGAGAAGCUGGAGAGAAGCCAUGGACGACUUUUCAGGUCUGCUUCAGCAACCUCACCUCGAAUUCUCGACUCCAUCAGAGAUCUCUUUGAUAAGAAGAGGCGAGGCAAUUCGGUUUGUAGUUUGGAAGAGGACUUCUGCGCUCCCCUAGGAAUCUGUCUAGUUGCUAGAGUUCCAGCCAGAGCUGCUUACUCACUGGACGCACAUGAGCUGGGAAUCAAUGCGGCCAGAUUCAGCCCCAGAUCAAACCUGCUGGCUACUGGAGGCACAGACAGAGUCAUCAAACUGUGGGACAUCAAAGCAGGCGUGCUGCACAACAGAGGGACACUAGAGGGGAGUAAUGAGGGCAUCACCAGCAUCGAGUUUGACUCUACGGGCACCCGAAUAUUAGCUGCGUCAUACGACAAGUCAGCUCUGUUUUGGAGGCUGGACGACUGUGUUCCCAAGUUUACGCUGACAGGCCAUUCUCGCAAAGUGACAGCAGCCAGGUUUAAGUGCAACUACAGGCAGGUGGUGACGGGGAGCGCUGAUAGAACAGUGAAGAUCUGGGACCUGCAGCGGGCUGCCUGCAUACAAACCAUUGAGGUGUUGUCCUACUGCAGUGAUGUGGUGUGCUCUGAGUAUUACAUCAUUAGCGGCCAUUAUGACAGAAAAAUACGUUUCUGGGACAGCAGGGCAGCAAGCUGCACACAGGAGGUCCCCUUACAGGGCAAAGUCACGUCAUUGGACAUCUCUCCCAACCACAGGGAGCUGUUAAGCUGCUCGAGGGAUGAGAGCCUGCAGUUGGUGGACUUAAGGAUGAGCAACGCCAGGAUGGCCUUCAGGGCAGAAGGUUUCAAAUGUGGAAGUGACAGUACCAAGGCCAUCUUCAGUCCAGAUGGAUGUUACCUGGCGGCUGGCUCUGCAGAUGGUGCUCUGUACGUCUGGAACGUUAGCACAGGCAAGCUGGAAACCCAACUCCCGGAUAUGCACAGAUGCUCAGUUAAUGCAGUGGCAUGGUCAAUGUCAGGCGAGUAUGUGGUGAGUGUAGAUAAGAGCCGGCGGGCCAUUCUCUGGAGCGACGUCUGAACCUGGAGACGCGUGGCUCUGCUCCCUGUUGUUGGAUUGCCUACCAGACUCAAUAACCUACAGUCAUCCAUCUUCAGCAUGUGAGGAACGGUCCAGCAUGUUCCAUCUUCCAACUGUACUCCCGUGUUUCAGUG
This is a messenger RNA of Colossoma macropomum (tambaqui), 2085 nucleotides long. It is a transcript of the gene atg16l2, whose product is annotated as protein Atg16l2. The record is from RefSeq and is a predicted model, not a curated record. Bases 164 to 1951 code for a protein of 595 amino acids. NCBI's taxonomy places the organism in Eukaryota, Metazoa, Chordata, Actinopteri, Characiformes, Serrasalmidae. Gene Ontology annotation, molecular function: protein binding. Gene Ontology annotation, cellular component: autophagosome membrane. Gene Ontology annotation, biological process: negative stranded viral RNA replication; autophagosome assembly. The transcript has 18 exons.